Messenger RNA from Mixia osmundae IAM 14324, 1698 nucleotides. RefSeq names its product carbohydrate esterase family 5 protein. The transcript is spliced from 12 exons. Bases 1 to 1698 code for a protein of 565 amino acids. The record is from RefSeq and is a predicted model, not a curated record. Gene Ontology annotation, cellular component: cytosol. Gene Ontology annotation, molecular function: hydrolase activity. Lineage: Eukaryota; Fungi; Basidiomycota; Mixiomycetes; Mixiales; Mixiaceae.
AUGUCGCUCGCCGUAGAAGGUUUCAACAGCUCCAAGCUCUUUGACGAGAUCGCCGAUGGCAUCUCAAAGAUGUCCGACGAUGAGAAGAAGGCCAACAUGAAGAAGGUCAACGGCAUCUUCCAGAUGAACGUCAAGAACAGCGGCGGCAAGGAGGAGAGCUGGACCAUCGACCUCAAGAAGGAGGGCAAGGUCUACAAGGGAGCGGCAAAGCCAAAGGCCGAUGUCACCAUCAACCUCGCCGAUCAGACUUUCCAGGACCUUGCGGACGGCAAGCUCAAUGGACAAAAGGCAUUCAUGUCGGGCAAGCUCAAAGUCAAGGGCAACAUCAUGGCAUGUUCCUCGCCAUCGCGCGCUGGAUCUUUACUGACGUGUCAGACGGUGACAGCUCGCUACCAAGCUCGACAGCGUGCUCAAGUCUGCACAAGGCUCAAAGGCAUAAGACGCGAUCGAGUAAUAGAACAUCGUUUCAUCUGUUUCUCGAGCUAUCACAGGCACCCAUUGCAUCUUUCGCACCUUAUCACCGGCAUGUUUGCGCUGGCCGCACUCACGAUCGUUUCUGCUGAGCUCACAAAGACACCAACGACCCAUCGCAACGUGGCCCGCGACAAUCCUUUCGAUUGGCUCACCGGCGGCGGAAUCAAGAAGGAGAUCGAUCACUUCUUCGGCAGCGGUGACGGCGACAAGGGUGGUCAGACAAGCGCCUGUGCACCUCGCAUGGUUGUCAUCGUUCGCGGUACGACAGAAGCCUACGGGACGUGCAAAGCUUGCGAUCCAGCUGUUGCCAUCGCUCAGCAAAAGUACCCCGACAUCAAGCGCGUCGACGUCGAGUAUGCUGCCGGACUCAUGCAGGACAGCAGCGAGGGCACGGCCAACAUCAUCAGCAUCGUCAAAGGAUGUCCAAACAGCAACAUCGUUCUUGUGGGCUAUAGCCAAGGCGCUGCAGCCACCACUCGAGCUAUGUCAUCCCUCACGCCUUCUGCCAAACUUGGAGCACUCCUCUUUGGUUCGCCCUGCGAAGGUCGGGGGGAUAAGGGGGCCGAGGAUGGCAACGGCGGUCGCACGCUCGCAACGGGUCCCGAGGAUAUGACAGGCUGCUCUGUCCCAAGCUCAUGGAACAACGUCGACACGCUGCUCGAGUUGUGCGAGGGCGGCGAUCCCGUCUGCGGCUCAGGUAUGAAUGUCAUGGCCCACAUCGAAUAUCAGAAGGGCUCGACGCCUCAGAUUGCCGCCAAUUUCAUCGAAAAGCGUCUCGCGACCGCCCAGCAAGAUGGCAAUUCGCCAGUACCAAUCGGUCAAGAUUACCCUCCGAGCAAGUCCUGGAUAUGGCAAUGUGCCUUCAAUUGGAUCCAACCGAAGCACCAAUGGAGUCUGACGUGGGACAUGGAAGUCAUCGAUGGCACGUAUCUCUGCCCGUCUCGUGUCGACCCGCCCAGCAUUUAUUGCCAGGCCAAUGUGCUCAGAUUAGCUGAUGAGAAAGGUCAAGACUCGAUGCAAUGGCUCCUCGGCGAUGGAAGGCAGUACGAGUUCGCAUUCCGGAUGUGGUGGAAUGUCGAGCAGUGGCCCUACAACAUCACGCUAUUCCGACUUGACGACAUCAUUGCUCCUCACAUUCGACACUCGUCCGUCAAAUCCCUACAGUACUAUACUAUCGAAUGCGAUGGAAGACCGGUCCCCAAGAAGCCCUACUUCGAUGAAUGA